Molecule: messenger RNA, 795 nt
Organism: Colletotrichum paranaense
Lineage: Eukaryota; Fungi; Ascomycota; Sordariomycetes; Glomerellales; Glomerellaceae
Exons: 1
Coding region: 1-795 (264 amino acids)
Source: RefSeq, a predicted model, not a curated record
AUGCGAAGAAGGAGCAAACAAUGUGCAGAUCGGACGGUAUUGGGAAGCAUGAAGAUAUAUACCUUGUCGGAGCUGCAGCCGCCGUGUCCAGCAUCCAUUACACGGCUUGCGAAAGCAGUCAUUGGCGAGAAUUCGCUGCCCUGGAAACUUCAUCCGGCUUGCUUUCUGCAAUGCAUGGACUCUUUCUGUCUUCUCACCUUGACGACUGCUCGGGACCGGGUCUGCAGGAAGUGUUCCGCCGCGAGGCCGUGGAGCAGCUCGGGAUCCUGUCAGCCUGGCCCUAAGUUGGCGACGAUGAAUGGCGGGCUCUUCGCAAGCAUAACCAGAACGGUAUUGCGAAAGCCGCGAAGAUGCAUAUGCAUAUGGCAGACGGAUAUGAGCAGUCACAUUGUGUGCCCGCCGCCCAAGACCAAAGACCAAGGAGCAUUUGCGUCGAGUUUGACGCAUCCACGAGAAAGCCCCAGCCGACGAAAUCCACCUCGUCUUUUCUUUUUCUGCCGUUCGUGUCCCGCGACGUGCCUUUUCUCGCGGGAUAUGAUGGAGGUGGUUGGCAGACGCAGUGGGGAUCCGCUUCCUGUCAUUUUCGACGUCCACCAUCAUUUUGUGACAGGGCUGGGUGGCGCCGUGGACUCCAACGACCGUUUACAAACCGGCCGAGUGGCCGAGAGACAUGCUGACGAACAACGUCUUGAGUGCAGUUGGAUGCCGACGACGAAUCUCAGGCUGGCUUUGGACGUUGACGAGUGGCGGCGGCGGCGGCAGCGAGUGACACCAGGUUGGUUAGACGAGCGUUGA